AUGUCAGUAGGUAGACUCCCCUCCAAAGCUGACGACAGGGAGACCAAGAGGGCUAGGGGGAUGGCCACGCCCCUAAUCGGAUUCUCGGAUGAGGAUAAACUGGGAACCCUCCAACCCCACGACGAUGCCCUAGUUGUCACGCUUAAGAUCGGUGGAUACGACGUUAAGAGGGUGCUAGUCUAUCAGGGCAACGCCGUGGAAGUGAUGUAUCUCGACUUGUACAAGGGGUUGAACCUGAAACCGGAGGACUUAACAGCAUACGAUUCCCCAUUAGUGAGUUUCGAGGGAAAAACCGUCACUCUAAAAGGCAUGAUUAGGCUACCUAUACAAAUAGACUCGGACGUGGUGGAGGUGAACUUCAUAGUGGUAGACGCAUACUCUCCCUACACCGCCAUCGUAGCCCGACCGUGGCUCCACGUCCUAGGGGCUGUGUCAUCAACCUUACACUAA
Messenger RNA from Quercus lobata, 450 nucleotides. RefSeq lists its product as uncharacterized. NCBI's taxonomy places the organism in Eukaryota, Viridiplantae, Streptophyta, Magnoliopsida, Fagales, Fagaceae. The record is from RefSeq and is a predicted model, not a curated record. Bases 1 to 450 code for a protein of 149 amino acids. The transcript has a single exon.